Messenger RNA from Bursaphelenchus xylophilus (pine wood nematode), 258 nucleotides. The record is from the annotation of a GenBank genome assembly. Lineage: Eukaryota; Metazoa; Nematoda; Chromadorea; Rhabditida; Aphelenchoididae.
AUGCACCGUGCAGAGGAAGCCAUGGUGACAUGCACUGUGCAGAGAAAGCCCGGAAAAGCUUAUUGCACGGUGCAAAAUGGGGUUUUGUUUUUUGCACAGUGCAUGCCGCGGAAAUCGCUCCAGAGACUUUACGGACGGACUAGAUAUGGCUCUGGGCCUUUUAUUGGGCUGGGCUGGGCCGAUGGAGUUUAUGAGAGAAUCCGGGGCCGGGCUGGACCACAUUUGGCUUUGGCCCGGCCCCAAAUUGGCCCCGAAUGA